Molecule: messenger RNA, 852 nt
Organism: Humulus lupulus (European hop)
Lineage: Eukaryota; Viridiplantae; Streptophyta; Magnoliopsida; Rosales; Cannabaceae
Product: ABC transporter B family member 4-like
Exons: 8
Coding region: 1-852 (283 amino acids)
Cellular component (GO): membrane
Molecular function (GO): ATP binding; ATP hydrolysis activity; ATPase-coupled transmembrane transporter activity
Source: RefSeq, a predicted model, not a curated record
AUGGCGGAAGUAGAAGCUACAACUUGUGCAUCAAAUACUCAUAGUUUCAUUACUUUGCUGCCUAAUGGUUACAACACUCAGGCAAGUGGGAGAACGAGGAACCAACUUUCUGGUGGCCAAAAACAGAGAAUUGCAAUUGCAAGAGCUAUGUUGAAAGAUCCCAAAAUCCUUCUCCUUGAUGAAGCAACCAGUGCGCUUGAUGCGGGGUCAGAGAGCAUUGUUCAAGAGGCUCUAGACAGGCUCAUGGUUGGAAGAACAACCGUAGUUGUGGCUCAUAGACUAUCCACCAUAAGAAAUGUUGACAGUAUUGCUGUUAUACAACAAGGACUAGCACUUGAUCUAAUUCGUGGCAAGAAUUUUCUGAUGCUUAUGGAUUCUGCUCUAGAGGGUAAUUUUUCAAAUGAUGAUGGAACUGAACUUGUGCGUUUAGCUUCCCGCUGUUUGCAGUAUGAAUCACGUGAGAGACCAAAUGCAAAGUCUCUUGUCACUUCUUUCAUGUCUCUUCAAAAAGAAACAGAGCUUUUCCUGUAUUCUGAAGUUGUUUUUGAACUAAGAGAGAUGAGUAGAUUUUGGGAGAUGAAAAGAGUGGAAAUGGAUUAUGCAAACAGUGAUAUUCUUGGAAAAGCAGUUGAGAAGAGUCUUAGCAGCAUUCUAGCAAGAUUGAUAGUGGACAAGAAGAUGGAGAUGGAUGGUGUGACAGUUAGAUGUGAAAGGAACAACAAUAAAGGUGUUGAGACAAUAGAUAUAGACAAUAAUGGUAGAAAGUACAAGCAUCGGGUGAAAGGUCUAAAAGAACCCACUUCUGAAGAGAAGUAUCAACAUCUGUUUCCUAUUAAAAGUUCUACCCUCUAG